Magnolia sinica is the source of this 1710-nucleotide messenger RNA. RefSeq lists its product as uncharacterized. Gene Ontology annotation, molecular function: nicotinamide-nucleotide adenylyltransferase activity; ATP hydrolysis activity. Lineage: Eukaryota; Viridiplantae; Streptophyta; Magnoliopsida; Magnoliales; Magnoliaceae. The transcript is spliced from 12 exons. The record is from RefSeq and is a predicted model, not a curated record. The coding region runs from base 89 to 1246 and encodes 385 amino acids. Gene Ontology annotation, cellular component: nucleus; cytoplasm.
ACCCAAUCCGCGCCCGCGCCCUCGCCCGCCAUAUUUCCUCCUCAGACUCCGACGAGACAAACAGGAUAUCAGACAAAAUCCAUAAUCAAUGACGGACGGUUGGAUCCGCGCCAUCGUUGAGGCCGUACACUCGAGCCCCACUCAAGCGGUCAUCUAUCUGGCGGGAGGAGCUUCUCAGGCAGUUGGAUGGCUCCUGUCUGCCCCAGGCGCUUCUAACACUGUUCUCGAAGCUGUCGUUCCGUACUCCAAGAUCUCUUUGUCUCAAUUACUCGGCAAGAUUCCCACACAAUUUACCAGUCAACAAACUGUAGAGGAAAUGGCGUUAGUAGCGUAUAAUCGUGCAUUGAAGCUUUCUAGACCAGGUUUUCCAGUUGUAGGUGUGGGUUUUACAGGGUCUUUGGCUAGCGUACCUCUAAAACGCGGGAAUCAUAGGUUUUACUUGUCAACAAGAACAUCUGAUCGGCUUUGGGUAUCAAAUGUUACCUUGUCAAAGGGUCUACGAACUCGUGAAGAAGAAGACACAAUCUCGAGUCGUCUUCUACUCAAGGCAGUUGCAGAUGCUUGCAAAGUUUCUGCUACGUUUGUUUCAGAACUGACAGAUUCUGAAGUGCCUGAUGAACAUGAAAUGCUGUUCAAUGAAGACCAAGAGUUACAGCAACUUAUUGAUGGACAAAUAUGCAUGAAAGUUUAUUCCUUUUCAAAUGAGACAAAUGCAUCAAGUUCAGAAAGAAAGAUUAUAUUAUCCGGUUCAUUUAAUCCUUUGCAUGAUGGUCAUCUCAAACUUUUGGAAGUCGCAUCAAGCAUUUGUGGUGAUGGUCUUCCAUGCUUUGAGAUUUCAGCAAUUAAUGCAGAUAAACCUCCACUGACAGUAUCUCAAAUCAAAGAUCGGGUUAAGCAAUUCGAGAAAACUGGAAAGACGGUGAUUAUUUCCAAUCAGCCUUAUUUUUACAAGAAAGCAGAACUGUUUCCUGGCAGUGCUUUUGUAAUUGGCGCAGACACGGUAGCGAGGCUCAUCAAUCCAAAAUAUUAUGGUGGCGAUCAUGAUAGAAUGCUGGAGAUAUUGAUCGGAUGCAAAAGAUCAGGUUGCACUUUUCUCGUAGGCGGUCGCAACGUUGAUGGGGUUUUCAAGGUUCUUGAAGAUUUCGACAUUCCAGAAGAGUUAAAGGACAUGUUUAUUUCAAUACCAAAGGAGGCGUUUCGCGUGGAUAUAUCAUCGACGGAAAUACGGAAAAGCCAGGGAAUGUAAACACCUUGGAAGAAAGCUUUACUUGCAGACACCCGUCUCCAAGCACCAAACAGAAGCUCCCCACAUGUGCGGAAGGCGGCAUGUGAAGAAGAUCCAGGCCAUUCAUUGGGUGAGCCCCAUGCUGAAUGCACCCUAGCCCAAAAAUGGACUGCUUGAAGAGAAAAAAGCAAUUGUCCCCUUUUUGUCGGCCCAACUGAUGAAUUGACUGGGAUGAUUUCUGGGCCAAGGCACAUUCACCAUCAGGCCUGUCUGAUGGAUGGCCUGGAUCUUGCACAUGUCUACCACUUUGGGCUUGUGUUGUUUGUGUUUGCUGAUUGUGGAUGCUGAGACUGCAAGCAGUUCUUCCGUGACACCUUAGUUAUGGAAAUGCAAGUAUUGAUAAGAUGACUUUGAGUAUUCAGACAGGCGACUUAUAUUGGUAUGCCACUCCUGAAAAUGACAUGUAUACUCAAAUGGAUUAUGCA